Messenger RNA from Tetrahymena thermophila SB210, 1248 nucleotides. Its product is annotated as 2-aminoethylphosphonate-pyruvate transaminase. Gene Ontology annotation, molecular function: 2-aminoethylphosphonate:pyruvate transaminase activity. The record is from RefSeq and is a predicted model, not a curated record. NCBI's taxonomy places the organism in Eukaryota, Ciliophora, Oligohymenophorea, Hymenostomatida, Tetrahymenidae. The transcript has 6 exons. Gene Ontology annotation, biological process: organic phosphonate catabolic process.
AUGCUUUUCAUCUAAGGAAUAAACAAGUUAAUCAAGCAAGAAAAGGCAGAAACAACUAAAGUAGCCGAAUGCACUAAAAAGACUGAACCUAAGGUCUAGGAAGAAUGUGAAAAUGCAGGCCAAAUAUAACCUAAGCUUUUCACUCCUGGUCCUUUGUUGACAUCUAAGACUGUCAAAAGAUCUAUGAAUUAUGACUAUGGUUCAAGAGAUCCUUAAUUCAUUAAAGUUGUUAAAGACAUUAGAAACGAUAUCUUAAGUAUUUGCGAAGUUUAAAAAGGUGAAUAUGAAUGUGUCCUCAUUCAAGGUAGCGGUACUUAUGGAAUAGAAGCAGCCCUCACCACAGCUAUCCCUAAAACUAACCAUAAGUUAUUAAUUAUUGCUAAUGGUGCUUAUGGCAUUAGAUAACAAAAGAUUGCUCAAUACAAUAAUAUCAAUUACAUCACAAUCGACUAUGACGACAAUCAAGUUGUUGUAGCUGAAGAUGUAGCAAAGAAAUUACAAGAAAAUCCAGAUGUUACUCAUGUCAGUAUGAUCCACUCUGAAACUACCUCAGGACUUAUUAAUCCUAUCGAAGAAGUUGCUAAGGUCGUUAAGGCUUUCAAUUAAAAUAUUAUCUUCUUAGUUGAUGCUAUGAGCAGUUUUGGUGCUUACAGAAUCAAUCCUAAGGAAGCUGGUAUUGAUUACGUUGUUGCCUCCUCUAACAAGAAUCUUUAGGGUAUUCCUGGAUUCUCUUUUGCAGUAGUUAAGACUGAUGUUCUUUUAGCUACUAAAGGUAAUGCCAGAUCUCUUGUUCUUGACUUGUAUGAUCAAUGGUAAGGACUUGAAUCAAACGGACAAUUCAGAUUCACACCUCCCACUCAUGUCUUAAAAGCCACUAAGGUCGCUAUCGAUGAAUACUUAGCUUUAGGAGGUCUUCCUGCUAGAUUCAAGAGAUACAAUAACAACUAAAAGCUUCUUGUUUAGAAAAUGACCGAAUUAGGUUUCAAGUUAUACAUUGAUUAAGCUUUCUAAGGUUGUAUCAUUACUACUUUCUUAACUCCUACUCAUCCCAGCUUCAAAUUCGAAGAAAUGUACAACUUUUUGGCCAGUUAAGGUUUGGUUAUUUAUCCUGGUAAGUUAACUAAGGCCGACUCUUUCAGAAUUGGAUCUAUUGGUGAAAUUUAUGAAGAAGAUAUCUUAACUCUUGUUAAAGCCAUAUAAGAAUAUCUUAAAUCUAAAGGUGUUUCUCUUCCCGUCUCUUACAACUGA